Molecule: messenger RNA, 997 nt
Organism: Octopus sinensis (East Asian common octopus)
Lineage: Eukaryota; Metazoa; Mollusca; Cephalopoda; Octopoda; Octopodidae
Product: E3 ubiquitin-protein ligase RNF181
Exons: 7
Coding region: 466-936 (156 amino acids)
Source: RefSeq, a predicted model, not a curated record
ACGCGCACAUAUUUCUCGGUGUUUCUCAUGGAAGCGUCAUGUCACUUCCCUUUCACUUCUUCCGGCAGCAGAAACAAUUAAUUGUUGCUGGUCAACUGUAAUUGACAAAGUUCAAUCAACUUGUGACCUUCUGAUAGAAUAAUAAGAAAUAUUAAAUGGGUUUUUAUUUUCAUCUCACCGAAGUAAAAUUGUGAAAGACGGAAGAAAUCUCGGACGAAGAAAUACAUUAAAAAAAAUAUAGUUAUUCGUUUGAAGUUGUCUUUACGCCAUCCUGACAUUUCAGUUAGUUCCAAGUAAAAGAUCUGUGACAAAAAUAUUAUAACUGUCUUAGAGAUUUUGUAGUUGGAAUAUUAUUGAAGGGCUGUAAGUUGCGUUGAGACUGUCCUUGUCCACGUAGACAUCAAGUUUGACCGUAAUUAGGACAUGACUCGUUGAUAUUCCCAAAAGUAGACGACCAAAGUAAAUAUGGCUUCGUAUUUCGAUGAACACGACUGCGAACCUUUAGGAGAGGGACAAGCACCAAAUCACACACUCUCAUUAGCCAGGUUAUUACUACAGUAUGGAAUGUCGCUAGAAUGGUGGUCUGAAGUUCAAAGAAUCUUUGGCAAUGAAAUGAGUACACCACCAACAUCUAAGAAAGUAAUUGAGUCUCUACCAACAAGAAAAGUAACAGCAUCAGAAACAGAAGAUUCUCUCAAAUGUACAAUAUGUCUUGGUGAGUUUGAGGAAAAUAAUGAAAUAAAGACUUUACCUUGCAACCAUCAGUUUCACAGUAGUUGUAUCCUACCAUGGUUAGAGAAGGUUAACACAUGUCCAAUGUGUCGGACAGAAUUCCCAACAGACAAUCCAGAGUAUGAAGAAUACCGGGCUCACAAGGCUCGCCAGAAACAGAGAGAUUUUGAACUUGAUUCUUUACAUAAUUCCAUGUUUGGUUGACUUAAACCCUGUAUAAAGGCUUUGUUAAGAAAUAAAUCAAAUAUAAAACUCACACUUUUAA